Sciurus carolinensis (gray squirrel) is the source of this 3804-nucleotide messenger RNA. RefSeq names its product G protein regulated inducer of neurite outgrowth 2 (gene Gprin2). Lineage: Eukaryota; Metazoa; Chordata; Mammalia; Rodentia; Sciuridae. The coding region runs from base 262 to 1629 and encodes 455 amino acids. Gene Ontology annotation, biological process: neuron projection development. Gene Ontology annotation, cellular component: plasma membrane. The transcript has 2 exons. The record is from RefSeq and is a predicted model, not a curated record.
GGGGCGGGCCCAGGUGAGCCGGGCCGCCGCCCCCUGCGCCCUCCCCCGGGCCCCCGGAGCGGGACGCCUGGGUGGGCCCCUUCCCAGCGCUGGCUCGGCUGCCCGCUGGACCAAGGCCGACGGUGUCUGGGGCCCAGGCAGAGUCCGGGUCUGGCCCCGGCUCCAUCUUGCGCCGCUACGCCGGGCACCUGUGGCGGUCGCAGGAGCAGCGCUUCCGCCGGCCUGCGGGGCCCCGGGCGGGCGAGAGGGUGAGAGGUAGCCAUGAGCUCCGACCACCCUGAGCCUGGAUCCCAGGCACCCCGGAGUCCCCGCAUACAGUCACUGUCCCAGAGCUCUUCCAGCCUGCUAAGUGAAGGCCGGGGUAAGAGACCAGAGCUCCGCAAGAGUGCUAGCAGUACUGUGUGGCGGGCCCAGCCUGGCAAGGCAAGCACUAGUCCCAAGACCCUGGAGGAACAGAGGUGCCAGACUGAGAGCACAGAGCAGGCACAGACCUCAAGCCCCCAUCUCCAGUCUGGUGCUGUGGGGCACUGGAGGAGCAGCACUGUGGGUAAUGUGUCCACAAUGGACAGUGGUGACCUGUGUCGCCUGCGCACCCCCAGCAUGGCUGCUGUACAGAGGAGCCAUUCUGAUCUGGUCCGUAGCACCCAGACUCGGGGUCACAGCAGUGCUCGGAAGGCCAGUCUCAGCUGCUCAGCCCUCGGUGGCUCACCUGUCCACAGGGCUCAGCUGCAGCCUGGCAGUAUUUCUGGUCAGGUUGGCCAGCCACCUACAGGCCUGGAAAGAGAACUGACUCCAGAGGAUGGAACUUCCAACUCAGCCUGUAUGCUGGAGGAGAAUCAGGUGUGGGUACCACCGCCAGCCUUGGGGGACACAACUACCCACAGCAGUGGUCCCCAGGCUGGGCCCAAAGCCACAGGGCAGCCAACCACCACCUCCUGCCAUGCUCUGCCCCCGACAGCUCUACUCUGCAGCAUGAGGGAGGCAGUGGCCAGUGACUGCUGCCAUGCCCUGCCUGCCACAGGUAUCCUGGCCUUUCCCAAACUUGUGGCAUCAGUGAGUGAGUCUGGGCUGCAGACUCAGCAUGGCCUGAAGUUCCACUGUAAGUUGCCUGGGGGGAUUCACAGGCACUCCCACUGCUGUGCCCACCUUUGGGGUCCCACAGGAUUACCCACGGAGCCUGGCUCUAGGACCAAAGAUGUAUGCACAAUGACCUCAGCCAGUGACUUGGCCCCCGUGUUGGUGGCAGCCCAGGAUGCUGGUGUGCAGGCAGCCCCAGUGGCAGCCUGCAAGGCUGUCGCUACCAGCCCAUCACUGGAAGCCCCUGUGGCUCUGCACAUGUUCCCAGAGGUAGCUCUGGGGGCCAGCCUGGAAGAGACGGUGUCCCCUGUGCGGGAUGUGCGGUGGGAUGCUGAAGGUAUGACGUGGGAGGUGUACGGAGCCUCAUUGGACCCUGAGGUGCUUGGUGUGGCCAUCCAGAAGCACUUGGAGAUGCAGUUUGAACAGCUGCACCCAGCACCAGCCAGUGAUGACAGCUUGUCCAUCGAGGGUCGGAGGGGCCCGCUGAGGGCUGUCAUGCAGUCCCUACGGCGCCCCAGCUGCUGUGGCUGCUCUGGUGCAGCCCCUGAGUGAGGAACUGCAUCUCUCAGGCUGGCCUGGCUCGAGGACUCAGCCCUAAGCCAGGGCCAGGGAUAUUGUGGGCCCUGUGUCCCCUGAACCCACUGAAGGUGGGCACAUCUUUCAUCUGAUAAAAAUUGACUACCUACAGAUCACAGGACACAGCCCGGGGCUUCUAGUUCCGUGUAGCUGAGCUCUUUUUUAAGGGCUUGAGCCCCAAAAGCCACAAGUCUGCACAUUCCAGGCUUUGAAUUUUGGGGCAGAGUUUCUGCACUGUGUAUAAACUAGCUCCUGAUUUUUGUGUAAAAAUAUUCAACCUCUGUUCAGUCUGCCCUCAGAACUUCUGCCAUGUUUCCCUUAGAACUGUUGCUUUAUUUUUUACAAGUACAAGGCCCUGGGUUCAAUCCCCAGCACCGCAAAAAAAAAAAAAAAAAAAAAAAAAAAAAAAAAGAACUGUUGCUUUAUUUUAAAGCAUUGCUGAGAAAUAAUGAUUUCUUACAUUAAUUGUUGGGCAUGGGGGUUGUACCAAGUGACAGGGACUGCCUGGGUCUCUAGAAAGGGGAACGUUAGGGAGGGGAAGCAAAGGCCUCCUGUGUGCCAUUUACUGUACUUGACAUUUUACCUUGUUGAGUCUUCACCUCUUUACCCCAUUCUACAGAGGAAACAAGAUGUUUGGCAAGGCUCUGGUUGAUGUGCCCCAUGUUGGACAGCUUGAAGUGGUGGGCUAGGAUUCAAAGCUAGGACUGACUGAGCCUGGGUGUUUCCCUACAGCCUGGUCCAGUUCAGUGCAAUUGGAUACAGGAAGAAUUUAUUGAGCCCACAUUCUGUGUCAGUUCUGUGGAUUUUUGUGAGGAAUGAGAGGCUUCCCUUGCCAUAGCUGAACUCAUGAUGUGUGGGUGCUCUGAGCAUUACAGAAGGGUUACCAGGCUUUGAUGGGGCUUUCAAGAGCUGGCCCCCUUGCAGGUCAUUAUGUCAGGGGCUGGCCUCACGAUAUGCAGAAGAAGAGGUGGCCACUUGCCCUUUAAUAUGUUGUAGAGCCUGAAAUUGCACUAUUAUUAUCUCAUUCCUUUGGCUUAGAUUUAUUCCCAGUUGGUGCAGUUCUUCAAGGAUGGAGGGCAGGAAUGGAUGGGGGAAGGGAGGGAGCCUGGCUGUGGACUCUGGGCUGAGGACUCCCACCUGGUAAGAAAAGACUAGAGCUAUGAGGUGGUGGGGCUUUGGGACACCUGUCAGCCAAUUCGUCUAGUCUUGCCCAUGUGACCUGACUUGGGCCAGGAGAUUGGGUCUGAGGAGGGAACACUAGGGUCUUACACUGCUGUCUUCAUUAACCCAAGGACUUCUCAAGACCUGUGGAGAAUGGAAUGGGUUUGUGUCUGUCCUGGCGCUUGGUGUAUAAGAUCCCAAGCUCCUAGAAUAGAACUAUGAGGCCUCCCUUAUGUGGGAACCAAAAGGUUAGGGUGGUGUCAGGGUCCCUGACCUGGUCCUGUUCCUGAGCUUCUUAUGUACUUAGGAACACAGGACUCAGAAGCCGGUUUACCUUUCCCCUCCUUAAGGACCCAGUACUCACUGCGGUGGGAAUAACUCCUGCAGUGGUGGCUCAAGGUUUUAAGCAGGGGAGACAGUUUAACAGGCCACAGGAACAGGUGAGGAAGGUAUGUGUUAGGUAGGAAUGCCUUCUGAAGCCUCAGAAAGGGGCAUUCAUAACUGGAAACGUGCCUUUCCCAUACCAGCAUGUACCUUCUCAGGGUCCUGGGCUUGUGUGUCCUCUGUCUAUGGUGCAGGGCAGGUACCUCACGUUCUGAGGUGUGGCUUAUGGGUACCAUGCCUCCUUUGUUCCUGGCCCUGCACAGCGGGUUCUAGUACCCCCAGCUCAGGGGAGAGGGGAACUGGCUGUAAGGACUCGAAGGAGCAGCACAGGGCCACAGCUGAGUCACAUGGUCUUUUGACACAAAGGGGCUGGGAAGGUGGAUGGAGUAGGGACAGCUAGAGGCUUGGAAGUAACUGUCUUGCCUGUCCUUGGUGAAUUACCCUUAUAGAGGCUUAACUGGGGUGUUCAUUGGGUUGGGAGGCUGGCUAGGGGGUCUCCAUUGUGAAGAUCUUGGUAUGACUGAGGAAAGGGACUUCACGGCAAUGAAGAACAGGUGGCUACCCGCCCCCUGAUGUGUUACAGUACCUGAAAUUGUACCAUUAUCA